This is a messenger RNA of Naumovozyma castellii, 1011 nucleotides long. Its product is annotated as opsin family protein. The transcript has a single exon. The coding region runs from base 1 to 1011 and encodes 336 amino acids. Lineage: Eukaryota; Fungi; Ascomycota; Saccharomycetes; Saccharomycetales; Saccharomycetaceae. The record is from RefSeq and is a predicted model, not a curated record.
AUGAACGCAACGUUAGAAGAAGUUGUGAAAUCGCAUGGUAAUCGUGCUGUGAGAUCAAACCCUCCACAUGGUUUAGAUUUCCAUAUUACUGAACAAGGUUCAGACUGGUUGUGGGCUGCCUUCUCAAUCUUUGGGUUCUUAGCUGUAGUCUACAUUGGUCUAUUCUUUGUUGCUGAAGCUAAGGGUACUUCAUUAACUAAAUAUGCAUUGGCAUCAACUUUAUUGAUAUCAAUGUUUAAUUUCUUCGGUUAUUACACAUAUGCUUCAAACUUAGGUUGGACAGAUGUUCAAGCUGAAUUCAACCAUCUACAUGUGCAUCCAAGUAUUACUGGUUUAUCUCCAGGUGUGAGACAAAUUUUCUAUGCUAAAUAUUGUGCCUGGUUCUUAUCAUGGCCUUUAUUGGUUUUCUUGACUGAAAUGACUGGUAUGUCUAUCAGUGAAGAAGGUAAAUUAGAAGAAUUAAACGUCAUUGAUACUAUCCAUUCAUUGUUGUUCCAAAUUGUUGGUUCUGCAUUUUGGGUCGUUGCUUUAUUAGUCGGUUCUUUAAUCAAGUCUACCUAUAAAUGGGGUUACUGGGUUUUCGGUUGUGUUGCUAUGUUAUUAGUUCAAGGUGUCUUUAUCAAGAGACAAUUUGUUGAUUUGAAGAUUAAAGGUUUCACCUUAUGUAUGCAUGUUACUGCUAUGUUAAUUGUUUGGUUAUACUUCAUCUGUUGGGGUUUAUCUGAAGGUGGUAACAGAAUUCAACCAGAUUCAGAAGCUGUUUUCUACGGUAUCUUGGAUGUUUGUAUCUUUGGUAUCUAUCCAGCUUACUUAUGUUUCAUUGCCCAAUAUUAUGGUACCACACCAAAGAUGUCUUGGAAGAUGAAUAGUCCAUUCCAUAAGCAUGAAGAAGAUGAAGAAGAACAUUUCACAAAGGAAGCUCAACCAGAUUCCCCAAGAAAUUCAGGUGAAACUCAAGUUCAACCUGAAGAAGGUGAAUCUACUCCAGCUGCUGCUGAAGCUCAAUCCUAG